This is a messenger RNA of Rasamsonia emersonii CBS 393.64, 292 nucleotides long. RefSeq lists its product as uncharacterized. The record is from RefSeq and is a predicted model, not a curated record. NCBI's taxonomy places the organism in Eukaryota, Fungi, Ascomycota, Eurotiomycetes, Eurotiales, Trichocomaceae. The annotation marks the transcript as partial. The transcript has a single exon.
UGGUGCCCGGAAUCAGAAUCCUGAAACUUUUUACUCAACCCACAAACGACUGCAUAGCAUACGGGAGCAGGAACUGGCAGACGACGAUUUCAAUCCACUUGUCUGCACAGACUCCGCAUUGCGCAGAGUUUCAUGCUCAUAUACAUAUACGGGCGUUUCGCGUUCGGGAAGUUGCCUGCUCAGACUGCUGAACACGAACAUCUCUGAAAACAAUUUUAAUUUCGCAUCUUGUUAUUAUCACUGUCUCCCAGGUCGAAGUAUGACUUCCUGCUCUCAUGUUGCCGAAAUCUGA